GUGGGCGGCCUUGUUUUGUGGGGAGUCGUCGCCUAGCUAGCAGCGGAUAAGCAGGCAGCAGCAGAAGAGCGAGCAGAGAGAGCGGCUGAGUGAGAGAGAGAACAGCGAGCUCUCGGAGGAGAAGGAGAUCGUCAUGGGGAGGGGACGAGUUGAGCUGAAGCGGAUCGAGAACAAGAUCAACCGCCAGGUCACCUUCUCCAAGCGCCGCAACGGCCUGCUCAAGAAGGCGUACGAGCUCUCCGUGCUCUGCGACGCCGAGGUCGCGCUCAUCAUCUUCUCCAGCCGCGGCAAGCUCUACGAGUUCGGCAGCGCCGGCAUAACUAAAACACUAGAAAGGUAUCAACAUUGCUGCUACAACGCUCAAGAUUCCAAUGGUGCACUCUCUGAAACUCAGAGCUGGUACCAGGAAAUGUCAAAACUGAGGGCAAAAUUUGAAGCCUUGCAGCGCACUCAGAGGCACUUGCUCGGGGAGGACCUUGGCCCACUGAGUGUUAAGGAAUUGCAGCAGCUAGAGAAACAGCUAGAAUGUGCUUUGUCACAGGCAAGACAGAGAAAGACACAACUUAUGAUGGAGCAAGUGGAAGAGCUUCGCAGAAAGGAGCGUCACCUGGGAGAAAUGAACAGGCAACUCAAACACAAGCUUGAAGCUGAAGGUUCUAGCAACUACAGAACCUUGCAGCAUGCCGCCGCCUGGCCAGCUCCCGGCGGCACCAUCGUGGAGCAUGACGGCGCCACGUAUCAUGUUCAUCCACCUGCUCACUCAGUUGCUAUAGACUGUGAACCCACUCUGCAAAUUGGGUACCCUCAUCACCAGUUUCUGCCUUCUGAUCAGGCAGCCAAUAAUAUCCCAAGGAACGCCCCCGGAGGCGAGAACAACUUCAUGCUGGGAUGGGUUCUUUGAGUUGUUCUCUCAAUCCAUCCAUCAGAUGGGCAAUCAUGUUGAAACAAAUAAAAGGCAUUCAGUGUUGUAUAUGCAUGCAUAUUCAUGCUCAAGUGCUUGAUUUGCUACGAUGGGAUAUCUUUUAAAUUUAUCGUUCUGGUGUGUAAUAACUAAUUAAGAACGGCACCUUCAUUCUGUGUGGUUGUGGUGUGGCACUUCUAUGUUUUUUUUUUUCAUUUGGACCAUGAAUCUUGUAAUUUGUAAAAAUACAUCUAUGCUGGUGGUGCAUAGGAUCCAAAAUUAUCUGCAACGGUACUUAUAUGCUGAUGCAAGAUUCAGCACCAUUUGGAUCA
This is a messenger RNA of Sorghum bicolor (sorghum), 1233 nucleotides long. Its product is annotated as MADS-box transcription factor 6. NCBI's taxonomy places the organism in Eukaryota, Viridiplantae, Streptophyta, Magnoliopsida, Poales, Poaceae. The transcript has 8 exons. Gene Ontology annotation, cellular component: nucleus. The record is from RefSeq and is a predicted model, not a curated record. The coding region runs from base 134 to 901 and encodes 255 amino acids. Gene Ontology annotation, molecular function: protein dimerization activity; RNA polymerase II cis-regulatory region sequence-specific DNA binding; DNA-binding transcription factor activity, RNA polymerase II-specific. Gene Ontology annotation, biological process: positive regulation of transcription by RNA polymerase II.